AUGGUGUAUGAUUAUGAAGCCAACCAGAGGGACGUUGAGUCACCGACUUCGCAUCACCACCCAUAUGGUAACAUGAGAACAUCCACAGGAAGUAUUCCCCGAACUACGGAGGGUCCGUGUUUACGUCUCUCGGGGCAGGGGAAGUAUGAAGCGUUUUCAUUGUGUGCUAAAUGUGCCAUGUUGAAGGAUGAUCAGAUCAUAAGGGAAACUCGCUCCUCAAAGUACAGAGAGUUCUGUUGUUUCAGAACAAUUGGCAAACUGAUAGACGUAUUUGAUUCGUUUGUACAGCAACAUUCGAAUCACCUUCUGACUGAAGAUCCUGCAUCAAAUGAACAGACCCUGAAUGGCAGACAUCGCAGUGAACACGCCUUUGGUACCGGAAAUAUGGCACACUGCAACCUCCUCAUUACAGGCAAUGCAAAGUCUGAAUCAUCCGCCUUGCAGUGGAGCUGCAAGGUGAAGGUUGGGUUUGAGAUGGUGGACAGGCAGCUGGCUGUGUCGGUGUCCAGCUACUACUACAUCUACUCCCAUCUCCUCCUGAGCCAGCAGACUGACCACAAGGUCAUUCGGCACAGAAAGGGGGAGGACAAGCGAGUGCUACUCCACACGCCCAUGUCGAUGCAAGACCAGAACUCCCUGUUGGAGGGCAUCUUCCUGUUGAUGGAAGGUGACACUAUCAGUGUGUUAUCUACUGAAUCACGGAUAAAAACACUAUCAACAAAUUACUUUGGCAUCUUCAUGGUGUAAAGGUUAAUGUUAAUGAUGAAACAUCAGUUGCAUUGCUGAUAGACAUGUCAUGUCAAUUUAUUGCUUUGGUGAAUAAAACAACUGACAUAAUUAACAAGCCAAAAAGUCAUU
Haliotis rubra (blacklip abalone) is the source of this 858-nucleotide messenger RNA. RefSeq lists its product as uncharacterized. The transcript is spliced from 4 exons. Gene Ontology annotation, molecular function: tumor necrosis factor receptor binding. Lineage: Eukaryota; Metazoa; Mollusca; Gastropoda; Lepetellida; Haliotidae. Gene Ontology annotation, biological process: immune response. Bases 1 to 747 code for a protein of 248 amino acids. The record is from RefSeq and is a predicted model, not a curated record. Gene Ontology annotation, cellular component: membrane.